GGAGCAAGGCGGUGGUGAAGCGAGACGGUCAGUGUGGCUACGAGACCGCACAUGUGGAGGGAGUUUCUCCUACACUGAGCAGGUUAGUGUGUGUGUGUGUGUGUGUGUGUGUGUGUGUAGGAGGGUGGGUGGUGGGUUAAGGGGUGUAGGGUUGGUUGGUGUGUGGGACUGAGUGGGAGAGAGCGUCGUUGCUCCAGUCUGCGUGAAGUGUGUGUCGGAGAAGGAAGACUCGGUAUUGAGCAAGUUAGUGAGCGAGGAACAAACUGAGUGUCUUUACAGGAGUUUCUGUGUUACGCCAGCUCAGGAACCACCGCUCCUCCCCGUCACUGCCUCCCUACACCUCACCGCCGCCAUGGACAUGCUCCAGUCCGCCAACUCCGCCAUCCUCUAUACCAAGUCUUCCAUCGACAACUUCUCCUCCGGUCUUGACGACCUCGCUGACUCGGUGGGCGUGGGUCCCUUCCUGGCGCUGGUGGCGGGGGCGGUGGUGGUGGCGGCAGGGCUAGGCAGCAUCUCCUUGUCGAGCAUCGCAAGGGUAGAUCAGUACUUUGGGUGGCCCCUCUGGUCUUCCAUAUUCCCCACCUGGCGCGAGGAUCAAGACAAGGAGCGCCUGAAGAGGAGACGUGACGAAGUUGGGUCUGAGGUCAUGAAGCUCGUAGAGGUGGCAAUCAAGAAGUACUUUGAGAGGGAGGAUCAGCAGCGCUUUCAUUAGUCACAUACUCCUCAAUGCCUCUCAACAAAGAAGGCCGCAUCCUCAUUAUUCUCUUCAUAAUUUUCCUACUUAAUCUCUUCCUCCAUCUUCUCCUCAAUCUUCCCUUUCUUCACUUUUUUUUCUUACUUCCUUCCUUAAUUCCUCGUCCUCUAUCGAUCUCGUCCUUCUUCCCAUUAUUAUAUAUAUUUUUUCCUUGCUUAUUCUUUCUUUCCUGCACUCCUUGUCCUGUAUUAACAUCUCGCCCUCAUCCUUCUCUUCCUUCAUUGUCGCUUUCUUCUCUUCCUGAUAACUAAACCAGAUGUGAAAGAGAGCAAAAUGACUAGAAGAAGAGAUGCAGAAGAUAUUCAAGGAAGAGGAAGACAGACAGUUGAUGAUGGAGGGGAAGAACUGAAGGAAGGAAGAGAAGAAAGCGGCAAUGAAGGAAGGGAAGGAUGAGGGCGAGACAUUAAUGUAUUCAGUGCCAUUCUGCCUUUUUGAGUUUUCUUCGUUGCUUUAUUUUCUCUCUCAGUUUCUUUCACCUUAAGGCAGCUUUUUUCUUACCCUCUCCUAACUCCUCCCCUUCCUCCUCCUCCUCCUCCUCCUCCUCCUCCUCCUCCUCCUGCUCCUCCUCCUCCUCCUCCUCUUCCUUCUUCCUCUUCCUCGUAGUCUUCCUGUUACAGCCCACUUGUUCUUCAUGAUGACUUGGUCCUCGCGGGUUACCAGCUGUAAGAGUGUGUGUACGUGUAGUGGUUUUUGUCGCUAUUAUAAUAACAGGUUCCCGCAUCUCUUAACUUAUUUAUUUAUUUAUUUAUUUAUCUAUUUAUUUAUUAGGUAAGAUAUUAUUUAGCUGUAUAAGAUUGUUUUCGCUUGUUGAGUUACAUAUUUACUUAGCGAUUUAUUAUUUAUCAACUUACUUGAAGCUGUGUGUGUGUGUGUGUGUGUGUGUGUGUGUGUGUGUGGGGCGGAGAUGGCUAGGCAUUAUGCAUUAUCAGUUCCCUCCUUCAAAAUUAAUCGGUGACUGCAUCGGACAAAACGUAACAUAGUACACAGGAGAGAGGGAACUGGCUUGCAAGCAUUAAAAGGCUGUAGAUUGGGUAGUACAAGUUCCCUUAAGGUCACUAAGGGGAGUCACUCUUAGUCUUUUUUGUCCCACCUGCUUAGACCUGUAAACACCGAAUUUGUUAGUUUUAGUGUCAAGAACAGAGAGAGAGAGAGAGAGAGAGAGAGAGAGAGAGAGAGAGAGAGAGAGAGAGAGAGAGAGAGAGAAACAUUUACACUACAUAAUCAUGAAGAGAGUUAGAAAUAGAACUUUGAAUAUAAACGCAAACAUUAAAAGGAGAAAACAAAACGAGUAUCAAUGAAAAAUAACACAAAAGUAUUGAGAAUCUAACCACACACAUUAAAAUACGAACAUAAUAUAAAUAACUCAAUCAUAAAAAUCAGAACAUAAUCACUAAUAUAUAAACACGAAAUAAAUAAUACAAACCAACACAUAUAUGAGUUACGACAAGCUUUCAGUAUACAUAAUUUAACCAGCAUUAACAGACAGACAGACAAGCAGACAGACAGACAGACAGACAGACAAAGGAUAUUACAGACUAAAAGAUCACUGUGCUUGGAGUCAGACACCCACGUAUGCUAGAGGUAGUGAAAGGAAAUAUAGUGACAGAAAUAGAACUCUCUCUCUCUCUCUCUCUCUCUCUCUCUCUCUCUCUCUCUCUCUCUCUCUCUCUCUCUCUCUCUGUCUCUGUCUGUCUGUUUAUCUUAUUACUUGUCCUCCAUCAUAAUUUCAUUAUCGUUAUUUUCUACUGUAUCUGCAUUCGUUGUUAUUGUAAAUAUGAUUAUUCUGUUUUGUCGUAAUGUAUUGUUAUCGAAUACACCAAGCUUGUCAGACGAA
This is a messenger RNA of Scylla paramamosain (green mud crab), 2588 nucleotides long. RefSeq lists its product as uncharacterized. The record is from RefSeq and is a predicted model, not a curated record. Lineage: Eukaryota; Metazoa; Arthropoda; Malacostraca; Decapoda; Portunidae. Bases 353 to 712 code for a protein of 119 amino acids. The transcript is spliced from 3 exons.